Glycine soja is the source of this 373-nucleotide messenger RNA. RefSeq names its product probable trehalose-phosphate phosphatase D. The record is from RefSeq and is a predicted model, not a curated record. Gene Ontology annotation, molecular function: trehalose-phosphatase activity. The transcript has 3 exons. Gene Ontology annotation, biological process: trehalose biosynthetic process. Lineage: Eukaryota; Viridiplantae; Streptophyta; Magnoliopsida; Fabales; Fabaceae. The coding region runs from base 20 to 358 and encodes 112 amino acids.
CAUAUCUGGACUUUGUGCAAUGUCGCACUGCUUUCCAUUUCCACCACGAGGAUAUACAAACAACGGAUAUGAAAAGAAGGCUACAACAGAGGACGUGGAAUUACUGACAAAGAGUUGGGCAGCAUUGGUGGAGAAAGUUAGAUUGGUGCUCAAUGAGUAUCCACAACUCAGGCUAACCCAAGGGAGAAAAGUGCUAGAGAUCUGUGUAACCAUCAAAUGGGACAAGGGCAAGGCUCUUGAAUUUUUGUUAGAAUCAUUAGGGUACGAGAAUUCGAAUGAUGUAUUUCCAAUCUAUAUUGGUGAUGAUCGAACUGAUGAGGAUGCUUUUAGGGUAACAAAUGCGGCCACGCCUAGUUAGUUAGUUAGAGGUGUU